UCUGACUAUGUUUGACUGAUACACACCAUCAACCUUUGAACUCUUUACUUUCAUUUAAGAACAGGUUUUGAAAGAACCAACAACAAGCAGAGUGAAUCUAACAAAAUGGCUGCGAUGUCCAACUCAGCACAAAGCCAUCCUGCUACAGAGUUGAGGAUUGUGUUGAUAGGAGGAAGAUAUAAUAACCUUCGCAGUGGUAAAAGUUUAGCUGGAAACUUCAUCCUGGGUCAAAAUGUUUUCAACACCAGCAGAAGAACAGCUCAGAGUGAAGCGAAGCAGCAGGAAGUGUUUGGCAGACGAGUCACAGUGGUUGAUACUCCAGGAUGGUGGUGGGGUUCCUCUAGAGAAGACACCUCAAAACUGGAUCAGAUAGAAAUCCAGAACAGUGUCCAUCUGUGUCCUCCAGGGCCUCAUGUAUUUCUUCUGGUCAUUCCUGUCAGUUUACAUUUAUCUCAGCGUGUCAAAGCAUCACUAAAGCAACACUUCGAGCUUUUUAAUGCAGAUGUUUUCAGUCCCACCAUCGUGUUGUUCACUGCACUUAAUCCAUGUAGUGAUGAAACUGUAGAAUCUAAAAUCAGAAGAAGUCCAGUCCUGCAGUGGAUUCUUCAACAAUGUGGAAACAGAAAACAUUUUCUCAACCUCAUUAACAGAGAAGAUAGAGAUCAAGUCAAGAAGCUUUUAGAGAAAAUUGAGACCCUGAUUACAAUCAAUGGAUUCAGACACUGUUCUGUUGACAGAAGUCAAGGAGAAACUCUGAGAAAAGAAAUGAGAGAUUUGACUGAAAGAGCCUCAAAAAGGUUUGAUCAAGUCCAGAAACAAAGAAACAAACUGAAGCUACAGAUUGAAGGUGGAAAAAUCCCUCCAAAACAUUUGAGAAUAGUGAUGAUAGGAGAGUCAUGUGCUGGAAAAAGCACAACAGGAAACAUCAUUCUAGGAAAAAAUGUGUUUAAAGUUCAUGAAAAGGUUGGCAGAAGAACAACCCACAGUGAAAUCAGUCAUGGUCUGGUUGAAGGAAGGCGGCUCACAGUGGUCGAUUCUCCUGGUUGGUUCUGCUUCAACACCCUUCAGGAAACCAGUGAGAUGGAUAAACUGGAAAUAGAGAACAGUGUGAAUCUGUGUCCUCCAGGACCACAUGCUGUGCUGCUGGUUGUUCCUGUGAUGAUCAACACUGAUGAAUCAUAUCUGAGAUCUGUUCAGGAACACAUGAGUCUGUUUAGAGAAGAAAUCUGGAAACACACACUUGUUCUAUUUACAUUUGGAGACUGGUUAGGAGUGAAGACUGUAGAGGAGCAAAUAGAGAGUGAUGAAGGUCUGCAGUGGAUAGUGAACAAGUGUGAGAACAGGUAUCAUGUCCUGAACAACAAGGACCACAGUGAUAAGACUCAGGUAAAGGAACUACUGGAGAAGAUUGAAGAGAUGUGGGCAGGAAAUGAAGAUCCUUACUAUGAAGUGGAGCUGGACCGAGCAGCAGAGCUAGAAACCAAGAGAGAGACUGGAGACAAGAUGGCCAGAAGGUUGAAGACGAUCAAUGAGAGACGAUCAAGAGUCCUGAAAGAGCUGAUUGGAGGUGAGAGACAUAAAAUAACUGACAUCAGGAUUGUUCUUGUUGGCCAGAAAUGUUCAGGGAAAAGUACAACUGGAAACAUGAUCCUGUUCAAUGAUCUUUUAAGCCUGACUCCUGACAGAGCUUGGUUGAAAAAGAUCUACCAAGAUCAUAGAGAAACUUCAACAUGUGUGAAACAUGAAGGAAACUUUGAUGGAGUAAAAGUCUCAGUUGUUGAAACUCCAGGCUGGUUCUCAGACCCAACACCACCUGACUGGAUCAAAGAUGAAGUUCUCCACAGUGUCUCCAUGUGUUCUCCUGGACCUCAUGUUUUUCUCCUGCUUGUUCCCAUCCUCAGAUCUUUCACAGAGAAAGAUCUCAAAGCUCUGCUGGAGAUCAUGAAGCCAUUAACAGAGAGAGUGUGGAGACACUGCAUGGUGCUGUUUACCAGGGGACACUGGAUCAAUGACGUCCCUGUAGAGAAUUACAUCGUCAGAGAGGGAAAGGAGCUCCAGGAGCUUCUGGAGAAAUGUGGGAACAGAUACCAUGUUCUAAAAAACUUUAAUUCUGAUUAUUCUGUUCAUGUCAAAGAGCUGUUCCAAAAAAUGAUUAAUAUGAUAAAACAAAACAAAGAAUGUUUCUCAGUUGAAGGCAAAAAAGAACAAAUUCUCAGUCUCCAUUGGCCACCAAAACAACAGACACUUACAGAACAAGAAUGGAAAAGGAGAGAACAGGAUCUGAUAGAGCGAGUGAUGAAAGCUUUAGCAAAGGAACCAGAAAAACCAACAGAACCUCAUGUGAGAACAGCAGAGAGCAAAGAUGACCGUUACAUUCCUUACAUGAGUGGAGAUGUUGCCUCAGACUAUGGGAGCAUUUCAGAGAACAGGAGACGACGAGGACAUGACCAAGUAGCUGAAUGGCUGAAUAACAAAGUGAGAGAGUCAGAGAUCAGCUCUGGGAUCGGCAGCAUUUGUUCCUCAAACACUUACAUGGAAAAUUUUGAUGAAAGUUCUGAAAUUGAUUAAAGUCAACAUACAAUUCAGUAAAAGAACAAAGUAUCAGCUUAGAUGAGUUUCUAAAAUAUCACCAAAAGGUUUCAAAUUAUUUUCUGAUAUAAAAACAUUUUAGGUAUUUCUAUAAAUAUUAACACUUAAAUAUUUAACUAGUUUUCAUCAUGCUUAUAUAGAUCUAAUCCAACCUUUUUAUACAUUGUUAAUAUUUGCAAAGGUUUAUUUUGUUUUACUAAACCAGCGUUGGAGAGGAAAUGUAGUAAAUAGUUGAUUAAACAGUAAAAUUAUUACUUAUUCAUUAAUUAUUACUUAUGCAUUAAGUUCUCAUGAAACCUACUGGAAGAUUUAUUUAAAAAACUCAUCAUGUUUUCUGCAAAGCUUAAUUAAAGUUUAAGAAGUUUAUUGCACAGAAAUAUUAGAUCAUUAAAGGUUUUAAAUGAAUAUUUUUUUAAAGACAAAGCAGUAAAUAGAAACUGGUUUCUGAGAUUAGCUUUAGAGCUACGAUCAAUCUGCUUGUAUUCAGAGUGAAUUUUUCUAACUAAAAAGUUUAGUUUGGAUAUUUAAGCUUUAAUGUCAUUGUUUUAAAUCUUAUUAAUGUUAUCAGUGAUAACAUAAGCAUGUAAGGAACAAAUGAGAUGUCAAGAAUCUCUUUUGGUUUGAUACAAACUCUUAAAACUCUUAUCCAGAAAAGUUUUAUAUUUCACUCCUAAGAUCUAGAGAAACUCAUAUUAGAUUAU
Molecule: messenger RNA, 3290 nt
Organism: Poecilia latipinna (sailfin molly)
Lineage: Eukaryota; Metazoa; Chordata; Actinopteri; Cyprinodontiformes; Poeciliidae
Product: GTPase IMAP family member 8-like
Exons: 6
Coding region: 106-2568 (820 amino acids)
Molecular function (GO): GTP binding
Source: RefSeq, a predicted model, not a curated record